Hansenula ciferrii is the source of this 1467-nucleotide messenger RNA. It is a transcript of the gene IPI3, whose product is annotated as chromatin-binding/pre-rRNA-processing protein IPI3. NCBI's taxonomy places the organism in Eukaryota, Fungi, Ascomycota, Saccharomycetes, Phaffomycetales, Wickerhamomycetaceae. The transcript has a single exon. The record is from RefSeq and is a predicted model, not a curated record. The coding region runs from base 1 to 1467 and encodes 488 amino acids. Gene Ontology annotation, biological process: DNA-templated DNA replication; rRNA processing. Gene Ontology annotation, molecular function: protein binding. Gene Ontology annotation, cellular component: nuclear pre-replicative complex.
AUGGAAGAAAUAGUUUAUUACAACUCAGAAGGUCAUGGUGAUGACAAAAACGCUGCUCAAGUGAAUGCUUUCGCUACAUCAAUACAUACACAGAGUCAUAACUAUGCAUUUCGUCAAUCUUCAUCAUACCCUCAUGGUUCAGUUAUAACGGGGACAAGUGCUGGUGAUAGAGUUUUCGUUGCUUCUAGAGGCAAAGCGUUGAUUAAUGUCUAUACAUGGGGUAAAGAAUCUCCAGAUCAAAGAAUUCCAAUCCCUGAACAAUUGACAAGUUUAACAUUAUGUCCAAAUUCACCAAAUGUUUAUAAUGAAGAAUAUGAUGUUGAAAAUGAUUCAAAUUUCCCAAAAUUUAGAUUACCAUAUUUAUUAGUUGGUGGUGGUCUUAGUGGUAAGAUAUAUGUAUGGGAAUUAAACUCAGGUUUAUUAUUAUGUGUUAAAGAAGCACAUUAUCAAAGUGUAAAUGUUUUGAAAACAACUUCAGAUGGUUCAUAUUUAGUUUCAGGUGGUAAAGAUGCAAGAGUUUUAAUAUGGAAAAUCAUUGAUUUAAUCUCAUUUGUUAAAGAUGAUGAUAAAGUUAUUAAACCUGUACAGAUCAUUUCAGAUAAUACUUUGGAAAUUACAGAUAUUUUCAUAAAUAAUAGUAUUCAUCAAGACUCUAAAAUUUAUACAGUUUCAAGAGAUUCAACGAUACGUGUUUAUGAAACAACAAAUUUCCAAUUAAUAUCAACAUUUAUCGUUGGUCAACAAGUUGAAUCUAUUGUUGUUGAUUCUGCUGAUAGAGCAAUCUAUUUAGGUUUAAACAAUGGUAAUAUUCGUCAAAUAAAUAUUUAUGAACCAAAUCCUGCAACAAAUGUCUUGGAAGCUAAAGGUGGUUAUGGUAAAGUGAUUACAUUAUCAGAAGAUCAUCAAUUAACAAAUACAUUAACACAUCAUAGUCCAAAUCCUGUUACAAGUUUAGGACUUUCAUUAGAUGGUUCAUUAUUAGUUUCAGGUGAUUCAUCUGGUAAAAUUACUAUAAGUGAUGUUCUUUCUAAACAAAUUGUUAAGGAAUUAAAAGAAUUAAAUAGUAAAAUUACAAAUAUUGAAGUAUUUUCAACUCAUAAAAAUGCAUUAAAUCAAACCAUUGAUAAAACUUCAAAAGCAAUUCCACCUUUCAAAAGAGUCAUUAGUAAUAAGAAUCCUAAAGAACAAGAUGUUGUAUUCCAAGUUGGUGAAGAUCAAGAAGAACAAUUAUUCAACAUUGAAGAACAUUUAAAUAGAGUUUCUAAAGAAUCUUUAUAUUUCCAAAAUUUGAACGGUGUUAAUUCAGAAGUUGUAUUUGCAAAUGAUCAACAAUCCAAUAAUGGUUCAAAUUCAAAUGAUGGUGAACUUGUUCAAGAAUUACAAGAAAAAGUUACUAAAUUAACUAAAGCAUAUACAGAUAUUAGAAAAUUGUAUGAAGAUUUAUAUUCUGAACAUACAAAUCAAUGA